Messenger RNA from Rubroshorea leprosula, 1529 nucleotides. NCBI's taxonomy places the organism in Eukaryota, Viridiplantae, Streptophyta, Magnoliopsida, Malvales, Dipterocarpaceae. The record is from the annotation of a GenBank genome assembly.
CCUACUGUUGCACCUUUGCCUCUGCGCCUGCACCGAGCCUGUGCCCCUGCUUGCUACGCCGAUCUAGCUUCUACGCCCCUGGACCCCGCUUGCUGCAGUGAGCCUGCACCAUGCCUACACUAUGCCUCCUACUUGCUGCGAUCCUCUACACCCCACUGCAGCUCAAUCCCACGCCUGCUCUGUCCAGAGGCCUGCACAAGAAAAAAAAAGAAAAAAAAAAGCUUUCGAUCCUUUGCUUUCCAGCCUACAGAAAUCAACAGCUGUCAAGAGGUUAAAGGGGUUCAAAUUUUGACAUUUUGAGAAUCAACGGUGGAGAAGAAAAGGUAGGAUUAGAAGGCUAGGAAGAGGAGGGUUUUUGCCUUUGCUUUGGUCGGUAUAAAUAAAGGGUUUUAGGGUAGAAAAAGGGGUUGAUUUUUGGGUCUGGUUUUGGGAGUCUCCAUCUGGGUUUUCGAGAGCAAUAGAGAGAGAUUUUGUGGAGAAGAAAGGGAGGUGGACAGCGGCUGAAAAGGAAGCUUAUUUCUCUGUAUCUGUUUCCUGCUUAGGUAAUUCCCUAAACAGAGGAAUUUUUGGGAAGGAUGGUGAGGGAGACGAAUGGAGCUUGAUCCCGUGAGUGGGAUCCCUCUUUCCGAUCCGAAUCUGUCUUCUCUCAGAAAAUUUUCGCCUUGUUUGUUUCAAUUUUUCUUAGAUUUCGAUGUAUUAGGACUUGGUCGUCAACAAUGGGCAAUCACACUAAGUGAGUACGACCUCAAAUUUGAACCACGCACAGCGAUAAAGGGUGAACUCUUAGCAGAUUUCCUAGUGGAAUGCCACUUAGUGGCUGUUGAGGGAAUUACAACCCUACACCCUGUAUGGGCGUUGUACGUAGACGGGGCUGAAAGUGCCAAGGGAUCGAAGGCAAGAACAGUGCUGAUAGCCCUCAGGUCGUUUUGUGAUGAUUAUAACAUUGAGUUGGCUUUUACAUAUGUUUACACUCCGCAAUCAAAUGGACAAGCAGAGUUAGCCAAUAAAAUCGUCUUGUGUGGCCUUAAGACACGUGUCCUGGCCGCACACUCUAAUUGGGUUGACGAGCUCAACAAAGUGCUUUGGUCGUGCCGUACUACACCCAGCCUAACCACUGGAGAGACCCCAUUCUCUCUUGCCUACGGAGCUGAAACCGUAAUCCUUGUGGAAAUCAACUUGUUGCCUAACAGGCCUGCUUGGCUUAAUGAUUCUAAUAACGAGCAACUCCUAAGAGAAAACCUAGACCUAGUGGAGGAGGUUAGGGAGAUAUCUCGCAUGAAGAACAUGACAUAUCAAGGUCGUGUUGCCAUAUUUUACAAUAAACAGGUGCGUGCUCAUCAAUUUUAGGUCGGCAACUUGGUUUUGCACAAGGCCAAGCUCACCAAUGCCUAUUCACACAUGGGCAAGCUUGCCUCCAACUGGGAGGGUCCUUACAUGGUUAUUUAUAUUAACCGACCUGGGUCUUACUUGUUGGUAGAUUCACAAGGUCGUCAAUUACCGCUUACAUGGAAUAUACAUAAUCCUAGAAA